Messenger RNA from Microcebus murinus (gray mouse lemur), 1900 nucleotides. RefSeq names its product retinal outer segment membrane protein 1 (gene ROM1). Gene Ontology annotation, cellular component: membrane. Gene Ontology annotation, biological process: visual perception. The record is from RefSeq and is a predicted model, not a curated record. NCBI's taxonomy places the organism in Eukaryota, Metazoa, Chordata, Mammalia, Primates, Cheirogaleidae.
AGACGCCGGACGCCGAGCCGCCAGGAAGCGCGGGAGGGGGGGCGGGCCCGGGGGGGCCGGGCUGCCUGCUAACCCCUCCCUGUCCGGGCCUCGCGGCUCAGUACGGGGGCGGGGCCCGCCGGCUGACCCCUCACCCCCUCCCGGCCCCUGGCCUCCGGCCCUUCCGGGAUCCCGGCCCCAGAUUCCCAGGGGAUUGGGGAGGGGGCGGGGGCCCUGAGGUCUCCGCCCCGCAGCCCCUUAGCCCCUCAGGGCUGAGCGGACCAGUCCCCGACUUCUGCCAGGGGACAGGGGCGGGGUCACGAAAUGGGAUCUCUGCCCAGGGGCGGAGCUUCUCCUUAGGGGCGAGGCCAAGACAUCCUGAACUGGGGCUGACAGGGCGGCAGGUUAUUAAGGCUGAGGGUGGGAGGAUGCUCAGGGUAUUGGGGUCAGGGUGGCAUUAGCCCAGCUCAAGCUGGGCUGGGCUGAGUCAGCAUCCUGCCCUGGCCAACCUCCAUCCCCGACAGCUCUGCACUCCCUUGGGCAGAGAUGGGAGAUGGCGCCGGUGUUGCCGCUGGUGCUGCCCCUGCAGCCCCGCAUCCGUCUGGCGCAGGGGCUCUGGCUCCUCUCCUGGCUGCUGGCACUGGCCAGCGGCCUCACUCUCCUCUGUAGCGGGCACCUCCUGGUCCAGCUGCGGCACCUUGGCACCUUCCUGGCUCCCUCCUGCCGGUUCCCUGUCCUGCCCCAGGUUGCCCUGGCAGCAGGUGCAGUGGCUCUGGGCACAGGACUCGGAGGUGCAGGAGCCAGCCGGGCAAGUCUGGAUGCAGCUCGAUACCCUCCCUGGCGAGGGAUCCUGGGACCACUGCUGGUGGCUGGUACUGCUGGAGGAGGGGGGCUCCUGGUCCUCGCCCUGGGGCUAGCCCUGGGUUUGCCUGGGAGUCUGGACCAGGGGCUGGAAGAGGGCCUGGGAACUGCCUUGGGUCACUACAAGGACACAGAGGUACCUGGGCACUGUCAUGCCAAACGGCUGAUGGAUGAGCUGCAGCUGAAGCACCACUGCUGCGGGCGCCAUGGGUACAAGGAUUGGUUUGGGGUACAGUGGGUCAGCAGCCGUUACCUGGACCCCAGUGACCAGGAUGUGGUUGAUCGGAUCCAGAGCAAUGUGGAAGGCCUGUACCUGACUGAUGGAGUCCCUUUCUCUUGCUGCAACCCCCACUCACCUCGGCCUUGCCUGCAAAGUCAACUUUCAGAUCCCUAUGCCCACCCCCUCUUUGAUCCGAGACAGCCCAACCUAAACCUCUGGGCCCAAGGAUGCCACGAGGUGCUGCUGGGGCACCUGCAGGAACUGGCCAGCACACUGGGCAGCAUGCUGGCUGUCACCUUUCUGCUGCAGGCUCUGGUGCUCGUUGGCCUGCGGUACCUGCAUACAGCACUGGAGGGUCUUGGAGGGGUCAUCGAUGGGGAAGGGGAGACCCAGGGCUAUCUCUUUCCUGGUGGGCUGAAAGAUAUGCUGAAAACAGCAUGGCUACAGGGAGGGGUUGCCCACAGGCCAGCACCUGAGGAGGCCCCACCAGAAGAGGCACCUCCCAAGGAGGAUCUACCUGAGGCCUAGUGGCCUAGAGCUUAGGAUGGGGGUGGGCGGGAGGGGAAGAGGGAGGGAUGGACAAGGCUAAAAACCUCACAACUCCUAACCAAGGCUCCAGGUUGGGGGGGAGGGUCCCUGGGAUUAGAGAGGUUAAGGACAGUCAGGGAGCUGCAGCUGGAGCUGGACAGGGGUGAGAGAGAAAAGCAGGUGUCCUAGGGCCUCCUUUGUGGCCAGAACCAGCAGGUAUAACAACAAAGAACAGAGUGAUGGGAAAGUGACAUGGGAAGGCCUGGAGACUGCUUCUGGUACACAGACUCAAUAAAGCUUUUGGAUGGAAGC